Messenger RNA from Lichtheimia ornata, 1620 nucleotides. RefSeq lists its product as uncharacterized. Bases 1 to 1620 code for a protein of 539 amino acids. Gene Ontology annotation, molecular function: protein binding. The transcript is spliced from 2 exons. NCBI's taxonomy places the organism in Eukaryota, Fungi, Mucoromycota, Mucoromycetes, Mucorales, Lichtheimiaceae. The record is from RefSeq and is a predicted model, not a curated record.
AUGACAAUCCCCCAUGAAAUAGUGAAUUGCAUCUUUUCAUAUCUUUCGUUCGAGGAGCGUAUCAGAUUGACUUCGGUCUGCAGGCAAUGGCAACAUCUCUUGCUUGACUCACCUGAAAUGUGGAAUUCGAUAUCGCACGAGCAGAUGAUCAGUAUUGCCGAGACCUUGACACCCUAUCGACGCUAUAUUCGCCCCUCCUACGUACGAUCCUUGACACUAUUGAAGCCUUGGGUUGAACCAGAUGAGGAUGAUGAUGAAGACUUUAUUCGAGAAAUCAAGAACGCUUCAUUGGAAGAGGAUGUGAUGUUCCUCGAGCAUUGCACGCAUAUUCAACAAAUUUACAUUGAUAGCUCAUAUUGGUCUCGAUCUUGGAUGAGCAAGUUGUAUACGAUGGCACAUGCUUCACUUGUCAACCUUACUAUCCAAUGCUCCGAUCAUGAUAUUGCCAGCGGCGUAUUGCAUCUGGGAUCCAUACUGAAACAGUUUCCCCUGCUUGAACAUCUAAGCUUGACAUGCCCCAUCCUAUUUCAACAUUUGCAGCAACCACGCAUUGCAUUAUGGGACACAAACUAUGAAGGAACCCAUGAUCGACUGGUUGAUUUACACAUCGAUUUGUAUGGCAACAAGAACAAUUGGUACUUACCUCUGGAGCAUGCUGUUAUGCAUUUCCCACAAUUAAGGCGACUCAGCAUUCAUCCACGUGAUUACGAUGAGCCAUCCAGGAUCAUCCAGGCAUUAAUGGAGUAUUGCAUCUAUAUCGACACCAUCUCAGUCUUUGUCGAAUCAGCAGAAGAUCCUUUACAUUAUGACGUAUCUAGGCACCCAUCCAUUAUCAAAUCGCCUUAUCAACAGCAUCAUCAUCAUCGUCAUCAAGAUUUGAGACACUUGUUCCUUCAAGAUACGGCUGCACAUCAUCGUAUUGUUAGUCCCAUCAUUUACAAACACAAUUCCACCUUGGAGACUCUUGCUUUAAGGACAUCUCAUACAAGCAUCCACAGCCUCCUCAACUCAGUAUCAGAUAUCACCAUGCCACACUUGCGUAUUGUGCGAUUACUGAACCAGCAAAGAUCAUACGAGCAACCCAUAUCCUAUCUUGAUGAUAUCAUCGACAACGUUGUACUAUAUACAUUUUUCGCACGGCAUCCAGAUCUCGAGCGGGUGGCAGUGUUGGAUAACCCAUGCUUUACGGGCGAUGUACUACGAGCACUAUAUCACCAUCAUCUUUGCAGCUUGGAGUUACAGCGUUGUGAUAUCACACGAAAGGCCUUAUCCCAAUUCUUUUCUACUUGUGGUCCUCGAUCGUCUCUAAGCAAGCUUGUCUUGAUUGAUAUCCCAGGUGUGACCGAUGAAGUACUUGAUCUCGUCAAGCAGCUGCCCAUUCUCAGACACGUUACUCUCCUCAAGAACAAGAUAUCAUUUUCAGCGGUUGUUUCUUUCCUGGAAGACGGAUACGGUGCUUCAAACGCCAACAAGGGCAAGCGAUAUGACUUUUUGGGUCUCGAAUGCACCAAAAGCCUUGGUGAUGAAACAGCUUCUACUUCUAUUUAUACCACGGAAGAUAUACUUGCUAUGCUAGAUAUGGCAGCAACAAUUUGGCAUUUUCAAUAUCAAGAACAAUAA